This is a messenger RNA of Ixodes scapularis (black-legged tick), 4558 nucleotides long. RefSeq names its product NADPH--cytochrome P450 reductase (gene Cpr). Bases 238 to 2334 code for a protein of 698 amino acids. Gene Ontology annotation, molecular function: NADPH-hemoprotein reductase activity; FMN binding; flavin adenine dinucleotide binding. The record is from RefSeq and is a predicted model, not a curated record. Lineage: Eukaryota; Metazoa; Arthropoda; Arachnida; Ixodida; Ixodidae. Gene Ontology annotation, biological process: response to hormone. Gene Ontology annotation, cellular component: cytosol. The transcript has 16 exons.
UAUCGUGGUGGCUGUGAUAGUACAGCUGACGAAGCCGUGGCGGUGUGGGAAGGCGCUUCUUAAUGAAAGUUACAGCGUCGGACUCUGGAAAGGACUAACUGACUUUGUCGCCACUCAAGGAUGUAGGUCAUAUCGACAUUUACGACAAAUGAGGAAUGAAAGAGCACCCACCGAUGACCUUCUCUUGCGACGGCUUGAAGACACAUUUUUAAUGGGUGGGGUUACCGCACAAGGCCCAUGGAAUCGAACAGUGCACAUCCAUUUCAGCAGAGAGUGAUGGAGGGACCAGCCAGCCAAGAGGGGCUGCUCGGCCCGGAAGCGGCCACAAGGGCAGCCAUUGCAGAGGAGGCCCCCAUGUUUGGCCUGCUGGACGUGCUCAUACUGCUGGCGCUCUUGGGGUUUGCCAUCUACUGGCUGUUCCUGAGACGCAAGAAGGCACCCUCCUUUGAUCCAGCAGCCAUCAAGACGUUCUCCAUAGAGACAAAUAUCCAGAAAACUGACAACUCCAGCUUCAUAGGAAAGAUGAAGUCUACGGGCCGAAACAUAGUCGUUUUUUACGGCUCUCAGACUGGCACAGCUGAAGAGUUUGCAGCGCGUUUGGCCAAGGAAGCCAAUCGGUUCGGGCUGAAGGCCAUGGUGGCUGACCCAGAAGAGUGCGAGAUGGAGGACCUGACCAAGCUGCCCGAGAUCAACAACUCAAUGGCCAUCUUCUGCAUGGCGACGUACGGGGAGGGAGACCCCACGGACAACGCCCAGGACUUUUACCAGUGGCUGCAGGACGGCAGCGUGGAACUUCCAGGCGUCCACUACGCUGUGUUUGCCCUGGGAAACAAGACGUACGAGCACUUCAAUGCCAUGGGGAAAUAUGUGGACAAAAGGAUGGAAGAACUUGGAGCAACACGCGUCUUUGAACUCGGGCAGGGCGACGACGAUGCCAACAUUGAGGAGGACUUUGUGACGUGGAAGGAGCGCUUCUGGAACACGGUGUGCGAGAACUUCCACCUGGAGAUGUCCGGGGAGGACAUCAACUUGCGCCAGUACCAGCUCAUAGUGCACGAGGACCUGCCGGAUGAGAAGGUCUUCCACGGCGAGAUCUCGCGCCUCAACUCCUACUCCACCCAGAAGAUGCCCUUCGACGCAAAGAACCCAUUCCUGGCUCCCGUCCGUGCACACAGGGAGCUGUACAAGGGUUCCCGGUCGUGCAUGCACAUUGAGAUCAGCAUUGCAGGCUCUAAAAUCAGAUACGAUUCUGGCGACCACGUGGCCGUCUACCCGAUGAACGACAUUGCCAUUGUGGAGAACCUGGGCCGGAUGCUCAAGGUGGACCUGGACACCGUCAUCACUCUCAAGAACCUGGAUGAGGACAGCUCCAAGAAGCACCCCUUCCCAUGCCCCACCAGCUACCGCACAGCCCUGCUGUAUUAUGUGGACAUCACCACUCCGCCCAGGACCCACGUGUUGAAGGAAAUUUCUGAGUAUGCCACCGACGAGGAGGAGAAGAAGAAGCUCCGGCUCAUGAGCUCCUCCUCCGACGAGGGCAAGAGCCUGUACAAGCAGUGGGUGCUCAACGACUGCCGCAGCGUAGUGCACAUUUUGGAAGACCUGCCGUCGGCCCGUCCACCGCUGGACCACCUCCUAGAGCUGAUGCCCAGGCUGCAGGCUCGCUACUACUCCAUCUCUUCUUCGCCUAAGGUGCAUCCGGACACGAUCCACAUGACGGCGGUGAAGGUGGAGUAUGAGACUCCGACGAAGCGGGUGAACCACGGGGUGGCGACGGGCUGGCUGGCCAGUAAGCGCCCAGACAACGGCACCCAGCCCCGGCUGCCGGUGUAUGUGCGGCGCUCCCAGUUCAAGCUGCCCUCUCGGCCCCAGGUGCCCAUCAUCAUGGUGGGGCCCGGCACGGGCCUGGCCCCCUUCAGGGGCUUCAUCCAGGAGAGGGACUUCAUGCGCCGUGAGGGCAAGCCCAUUGGGGAGGUGGUGCUGUACUUUGGCUGCCGCAAGCGGGACGAAGACUACCUGUACCGGGAGGAGCUGGAGCAGUACCUGGCGGACGGCACCCUGAGCAAGCUGUACCUGGCCUUCUCCAGGGACCAGGCCGAGAAGGUGUAUGUGACGCACCUGCUGCGCCAGAACAAGGACGAGGUCUGGGACCUCAUUGGUCAGAAGAACGGCCACUUCUACAUCUGCGGGGAUGCGCGCAACAUGGCGAGGGACGUGCACGAGAUCCUGGUCGAGAUAUUCUGCGAGAACGGCAACAUGACGCAGGAGGAGGCGGCGGCCUACCUCAAGCGGAUGGAGUCGCAGCGCCGCUACUCAGCCGACGUCUGGAGUUGAUGGUCCCAUCGGCACCAUAGCAAGUCAUUAUUCGGCAGGAGAGGGUGCCGCCAACGAGGCAGCACGCGCCGCGUGUGGCACCCACGAGUCUUGCUUGGGAGGCGCUUUCCGGCCAUGCGGCGCGGCUGGUCCGGGCUGCGUCGGUUGGCUUAGAGGCAUUGGCGGUCAGCCGGUCAGCGCCGAUGCCUGCUAAGCCUAAAGGCGCCCGCGCAGUCGUGCGCAGGGGAUGUACCUCCAGUCUCAUUAAGCGUCGGUCCUCUGCCACUUUUGCGCGGGCUUGGCUUGCCCUGUGCGAGCGUGUGCGUGUGUUGUUUGGAUGAAGCUUUUCUUCAUACAUAUACAUUACAUCUAUAUAUAUAUAUAUAUAUAUAAAUAGAAUAGAGCUCUUUUUAUUUUUAUUUUUUGUUGGAGUGUAUGUAGUACUUUUGGGGGUGUCUCAGGAACCCAGCGCAUUCUCCCAAGACGUCCGUGGAUCCCGGCAUGAAGCUCUGGCGCUUUUUGCGGAGCUUGUUUGUGCACGUGAAAUAGCGGCAUCUGUAUUUAAGGUGUGGGAGGUUGGUUGUUCCUGUGAAAAGUAUGGAUGCUUCUGAUGCACCGACAUUUUAUGUUUCGGCAAGAGUCGCACCCUCCUUUUACGGUUUGUGCGUGCCACAUCGUGAAAGCUUUAGAGUGCGAGUGCAGUUGGUGUGGGGGGUAAUGCAAUUAAGUGUUGCUAUUCAUAAUGCAGCUUGGUGAGCUCUCUCCGCUGUACAGGUUUAGAAGCAGGUUGUGUAGACGCGUAGGAAAUUAAUGCUUCUUAUCUUUAUGAGUAGCCUGUGCUCACUUCAGUGCUUGUUCCCCAAACACCCAGUUAACGGUUGCUCAUAUUUCGCCCGAAGGACGUGCACAUAUCGAAGUGGUCGGUGUAAUGGGUGGGAAUGUAUGUCUCAAACUUUUUUUCUUAAUUUUUUCUUUGUCAUUUUCUCAAUGGGUUGCAGUGCAAGCUGCUAGCAGUCGAGGGUUGGCAUUAUAUGCAUCGCAGUGGGCCCAUGGAACUGUUGCGUGGUGCUAUUCUACCAUUUAUUUUGUAGGAUCCUAAUUUGGGGCAUUUAUUAUAUACACACUGCAGGGCAUGCCAGCAUGAGGCAGAUUUGGAGAGGUCAUUGUAGGAUCCUCACAUGGAUUGGCAGAUAUGUAAUGAUGAAUGUGGAUGCAAAGAAGGUUGCGGUGCCAAUGUAGUUGUGCUUGAAAGUAGCAUGCUUCAGACAUUGAAUAGCAGGCAGGCUCAUAUCUUGUCUAGUAUAGUUUUAUGUACAGAGAGUACCUAGUUAGGGACUGGCCUGAGCUUUAUGCUUUUCCCAGGAAGACGUAUUUCCCCCAAGUCAGCGCACUCUGACAAGCACUUUAAUAAUAUUAAAUGGGGACACCCCAUUGCAGGCGUUCGAUCAAUCGUCGUUGGAAGUGGCACGGUGAGAGGCCGCAGUGCUGUUUCGCACACUUUUAUUCCAAUUGUUGGGCACACUUUUAUUUUUUUUUUAAUGAGCGUAUUAACGUAAUAUUUGUGUGUGUGUAUGUUGACUUGGAAGAGAACCCUUUGUAUACCCACCUUUCCAUAUCAGAACAGAGAAACGACCAUUGUGGUCGGGUGUGACACUGUGUUAUAAGGAGUAGGACUGAAUGUUAAUAAUGAUGACGACGUUGUACAUUUUGAUACAACUUAAAUAAAGAAGGUGCCCUUAGCUCAUGUUUUUUGGUGAGGCAUGCGAGCACUUGUGUUAUGACACAGUAUUUAUUUUUGCGGCACAUAUCUGCUGUACACACCUGUGAAGCCGCCCGAAGCUGGUGUUGAACAAAGGCAGAAGUGUGUGUUUGUGUGUGUGUGUGUGUCUGUGUGUGCAUGUGCAUGACAAAAUGCUGAUGUUUGACCUCCCAGGCUACUGAGAUGCCAGUUUGUCUUUUGGUGCAUAUAGUUCUCGUUGUUGCCAAAUGUGUUUUUGGCAGAUAGAAUUGAGGCAUUUUUAAAGAUGUAUUUUUGUACCUUCCCUUACCCCCAAUCCCCUUUUAAGAACAUCACUGGCUUUAAAGAAUUCACCUGUUGUGUUUGGUCUUUCAUGCUGACAUUGUAAUAUUAAAUUUUUGCAAAUUUUAUAUUUGAUACUGUGUACUAUAAGAUGUUUUCUAGGGAGAAAUAUAUUGUAAAUUUGGUCCGGUACAUUGUUUGAAUAAAAAUCAUGCCAAUUUUUAA